AUGGACGAAGAUGCACUCAAAGACUAUCUCCCGGCCGCAUUUGGAGCCUCAGGAGGUGAACUUGACAUCGAAGCACAGAUGGAGACGGCAAGGAGGAAAGUAACAGGUUUGCCUGAGGCCGAGAGAAAGGCUUCAGGCAGUUCAAAAGGUGACAGCGACUCGGACGACGACUCUGAUGAUGACUCGGAGGAGGAAGACGAAUAUCCUGCUUCCCACGAGAUCGUGUUCAAGACUCACGAUCGUGCCGUCACCACAAUCUCGUUGGACCCGUCCGGAUCCCGGAUGAUCACCGGUUCGACAGACUGCACAAUCAAGCUAUAUGACUUUGCUUCCAUGGCUCCCAACACUCUGCGAGCCUUCAAAUCUGUCGAUCCUACAUUCACAAAGGGCUCAGCGGCUUCUGAGACUCAUCCAGUGCACGUCGCCAAGUUCAACCCGAACUCGCCAAGCCAAGUUCUAGUGGUCUCAGCCACCCCUCAAGCUAGGAUACUGUCCCGUGAUGGGGAAACGCUGACCGAGUUCGUCAAGGGCGACAUGUAUCUCCGCGACAUGAACAUGACCAAGGGACAUAUCAGCGAAAUCACUAGUGGCACGUGGCACCCUUAUGCCUACGACCUCUGUGUAACCGCUGGAACCGAUAGUACCCUGCGUAUUUGGGACGUCAAUGUGCGGAACAAACAGAAAGACGUCAUCGUCCACAAAUCUAAGCUCGCAGGGUCAGCCGGGCGAAGUCGGAUGACUGCUGUCGCAUGGGGCAGUCAAGUCGAAGGCGGGAAUAGCCUCCUCGUUGCUGCCGCGCUGGAUGGCUCUCUGCUUAUGUGGGGAGGAGACGGGCCUUACCACAGGCCAAGUGGUGAAAUCGCGCAGGCACAUACUAGCAAUACUUGGACAAGCGGUAUCGACAUCAGCGCUGAUGGGCGACUGGUUGUCACAAGAGGUGGCGAUGACACCAUCAAACUAUGGGACACACGCAAAUUCAAACAGCCCGUCAACUCUGCAACUCACACUUCGACAUCGAGUCAAUACCCAACUUCGAACAUCUUGUUCGCCCCAAACUCAUCCUCCAUCAUCACGGGUUCUGAGACCGGCGACCUGUACAUUCUCAAUCCAGCAACGCUGAAACCCGAACUCGUCACCCCCAUCACCCCUGGAUCGACUCUGAUCAGCGUCCUCUGGCAUGACAAACUCAACCAAAUCAUCACCGGCAGUGCCAACGCAGAAACACAUGUCCUCUUCGAUCCCAAAAUAUCCACGAAAGGCGCGGUAAUGGUCAUGUCUAAGCCACCUAAGCGUCGCCACAUAGAUGACGAUCCAACUCUCACCACAGACAUGUCCCAAGGGGUAUCGAGCGACGCAAUCAUCAACCCAGGAACCGCCAGUGAAGCCAUUCAGGGCAGCACAUUUGCCUCAAGACACCCGACCAUCGGACUCACCGCGUCAGGAAAGUCCCGUGAUCCGCGGAGACCUCACAUCCCGGCCACUACGCCUUUUGCCAAGAGUCAACCUGACGAGCGGCAUAUCAAGGAACGAAUCCCUCUGAGCUCGAUGAGGGAAGAAGACCCGAGAGCGGCGCUUCUCAAAUACGCCGACAAGGCAGAGAAGGAUCCUAUGUUCACGAAAGCAUGGAAAAACACACAGCCAAAGACCAUUUAUGCAGAAUUAAGUGACGAGGAAGAAGAGGGUGGCCCACAGAAGAAGAGGCAGAGAACCUAA
Messenger RNA from Cladophialophora psammophila CBS 110553, 1713 nucleotides. RefSeq lists its product as uncharacterized. The coding region runs from base 1 to 1713 and encodes 570 amino acids. Gene Ontology annotation, cellular component: site of double-strand break; nucleus. The record is from RefSeq and is a predicted model, not a curated record. Gene Ontology annotation, biological process: regulation of DNA double-strand break processing. Gene Ontology annotation, molecular function: protein binding. The transcript has a single exon. NCBI's taxonomy places the organism in Eukaryota, Fungi, Ascomycota, Eurotiomycetes, Chaetothyriales, Herpotrichiellaceae.